GCAACAGUUGCCCCGGUGAGGGAACACGGAGGGCGCCAUAGCCACCGUAGUCGUGGCGACCAGGAAACCCGGCAACAACAACAACUACCGCCCACCCUCCCCACCUCAACGCGAUUCCCGCCAAAAUCGGGAGAGGGCACGAUAGUCGCGACUCCGUCCCUGCCCCUCCCCCUGAGGGGACGCGGCCUCGCGGGGCCGGGACGGUCCAGGAAGCAAAAAAAAGCCUUAUUUAUUAUCAUUUUCCCCACUGUUGGCAUGGCAACACAGGCGUACGUUACGGAAUUACAGGCAGCUCAACAACAGUCACAACAGCAGCAGCAGCCACAGCCACAGCCAGCAGCAACACCAGCCACGGCGACACCUGUGACAGCAACAGCUCAACAGCAGUAUGUGGCAGAAUUGCAAAGUGCCCAGCAGCCACAACCUGCUCCAAAACAGUAUGUCUCAGAAAUUCCGCCUCCUCAGACACAGGCUCCACCCACUGGCCAGCAAACACCAACACCAGCCCCACAGCAGUACAUUGUCGUGACUGUCUCAGAAGGCUCCAUGAGGCCCAGUGACACGGUCUCAGAGUCCAGUCCAGGUUCUGCAGCCACACAGUCAGGGGUACCAACUCAGGUGGUCCAGCAAGUCCAGGCUACUCAGCAGAGGUUAUUGGUCCAAGCCAGUGUGCAGACUAAGCCAGGAACAGUAUCCCCUCUGCAGCUCACAGGUGUGCAAGUACCCCAACAGCGGCUGGUGGUACAGAGUACUUCACAGGCUAGUAAAGGAGGACCGGUCGCGCUGGCCGUCCAUGGUGUGCAGCAGGUCCACUCUUCACCUGAGCGUUCCCCAGUCCAGAACAGCAGCUCUGCCACCAAACCGGGACAAGUCCAGCAGCUCCAGGUUCACGGAGUCCAGCAAGUGCCUGUUGCACAAGAGAGGUCAGUUGUGCAGACCACUUCCUCGACUCCCAAAGCCGGCACUGUGCAACAGCUGGCAGUACAAGGACUCCAGCAGGUUCAUGUUACUCAAGAGAGCGCAGACAGUGGCCCUUCUAAGAGCAGUCAGCAGUCACAGCAGCAGUCGCAGCAAGCAGUGCAGCAAGGUCUCUCCUUAGAGUGCAGCAGCAGCAGCAGCAGCAACAGCAGCAGCAGCAGCAGCAGUGCACCCCAGCUGGCCAGCUGCUGCCUCUCCAGUCCGGAGCACAGGCUGCACUACCUGCACUCCCUAGAGUCUGCCUCGGAGCAGUGGGUGGAGCUGGUCCGCAUGCUUCCUCAGCCGCUCCUCCUGCCGCAACAGAAGGUGGUGAUAGAACAGCUGCCGUUCCUCUCCUCUCAUCACUCCAGCCCAGACCAGAGAGUCAAGAUUCAGAGAGUCCCUCAGGUGCUAGUGUUUGGAACAGCAGCUACAGCUCUUAAAGUUCAGCAGCUCCAGCAGGUACCAGUGCAGCAUGUCUAUCCCAACCAGGUGCAGUAUGUGGAAGGAGGAGAUGCCAGCUACACCGCAAGUACCAUACGCUCCAACACUUACCCCUAUACGGAGACCCCUCUCUAUACACAGAACGCUGGAGCAAACUACUAUGAAUCACAAGGCACCCCAACACAGGUUUCCACCCCAGCAACCUCUCAGACAGUGGCCAGCAGUGGAUCGGUGCCCAUGUAUGUCUCUGGAGGGCAAAUCAUAGCCAACCCAAGUGGAGGCAGCAGUGCCGGAGGAGGAGGUGGUGGCGCCAGCAGUGGCAGCAGUGCCGGAGGAGGAGGUGGCAGUGGUGGCGGUGGCGGCAGUACAGGGACCUACGUGAUUCAAGGAGGUUACAUGCUGGGAAGUUCAAGCCAGUCCUACUCGCACACCACCCGUGCCUCCCCAGCAACAGUCCAGUGGCUGUUGGAUAACUACGAGACUGCAGAGGGUGUAAGCCUUCCACGCAGCACCUUGUAUUGCCAUUACCUCCUGCACUGCCAGGAACAGAAACUGGAGCCAGUCAAUGCAGCAUCCUUUGGCAAACUGAUCCGCUCAGUGUUUAUGGGACUCCGCACCCGCCGGCUUGGAACCAGAGGGAACUCCAAGUACCACUACUAUGGGCUGCGCAUCAAAGCCAACUCCCCACUGCUACGGCUCAUGGAGGACCAGCAGCACCUGGCCAUGAGGCAGCAGCCCUUUUCCCAGAAGCAAAGGCUCAAACCCAUUCAGAAGAUGGAGGGCAUGACCAAUGGCGUGGCUGUGGGGCAGCAGCAAGCCUCAGGACUGUCUGAUAUCAGUGCCCAAGUGCAGCAGUACCAGCAGUUCCUGGAUGCUUCUCGCAGCCUGCCUGAUUUUGCAGAGGUAGACCUACAAGGGAAGGCCCUCCCAGAGGGCAUUGGGGCCGAGGAGGUGAAGGCUUUCCAGCUGCUCUAUCGAGAGCAUUGUGAGGCCAUUGUUGAUGUGAUGGUAAACCUGCAGUUCACACUGGUGGAGACACUCUGGAAGACUUUUUGGAGGUAUAAUAUGAACCAGCCCAGUGAAGCCAACCCCAUCGUUGUCCACGACGAAGCAGAGAAGCGUCUCCCAAAGAGCUGCCUGGUGACCCUGUCCAAGUACGAGCCUGUCCUCAAGUGGGCCAAGGACUGUGACAACCUGCUGUACCAGGGGCUGGUGGAGGUCCUGGUCCCAGACGUGCUUCGGCCCAUUCCGAGUGCCUUGACGCAAGCAAUCCGAAAUUUUGCAAAAAGUUUGGAGAGCUGGCUGACGAAUGCCAUGAUGAAUAUUCCCGAAGAGAUGGUCCGUGUGAAGGUGGCAGCAGCAAGUGCCUUUGCCCAGACCCUGCGGCGCUACACCUCCCUGAACCAUCUUGCCCAGGCUGCCCGGGCCGUCUUACAGAACACAGCCCAAAUCAAUCAGAUGCUGAGUGACCUCAACCGGGUGGAUUUUGCCAAUGUCCAGGAGCAGGCCUCAUGGGUGUGCCGGUGUGAGGAUCGUGUGGUGCAGCGCCUGGAGCAGGACUUUAAGAUGACUCUGCAGCAGCAGAAUUCCCUGGAGCAGUGGGCAUUGUGGCUGGAUGGUGUGGUCAGCCAGGUGCUCAAGCCCUACCAUGGCAGCCCCGGCUUCCCCAAAGCCGCUAAACUCUUCCUCCUCAAGUGGUCCUUCUACAGCUCCAUGGUGAUUCGGGAUCUGACCCUGCGGAGUGCGGCCAGUUUUGGCUCCUUCCAUCUCAUCCGCCUCCUCUAUGAUGAGUACAUGUAUUACCUGAUAGAGCACCGGGUGGCCCAGGCCAAAGGCGAAACCCCCAUUGCCGUCAUGGGAGAGUUUGCAAACCUGACGAGCUCCUUGAACCCCUUGGAUCCCGAUAAAGAUGAGGAGGAGGAGGAGGAAGAAGAGAGUGACGAGGAGAUGCCCCAGGAACUCUCUCUCAGCUCCAACGAGUCCAGCAGCUUAACAGCCGAGCCCAUGGAGCCACCCUCGAAGCUGGCACGGACAGACUCACGGGGCAUCUUUGUGCAAGCACUGCCCUCCAGUUAGAGAGUCCGCAAGGGAGGGAUGGACUGCUCAGUGGCCCGCCGGAAGCUGGGCUGCAUCUCAUGCUGUGCUACACUUCCCUGCGAUAAAGAUGAGCUAUUCCCUGUCUCCGAGUGGUAUGCAACGCGCUUUCAUUUCACACCUCCCCCUGCCCCCAGGGAGCCCAGGCAGGGCCUCAGUGGGGAGCGCUCCCCCCAGAGACCUGCCCCGUCUCUGGCGGCAUGGAGGGUGCUGGGCCUCGUCUUGGUUUGUCUGUCUGGGAUGGUUUCUGCCACUGCCCAGUUGCCCCGCUGAUUUCCAAGGGUAGAGAAAGCUGGCGUAGCGUGAGUGCCCUACACCCUUCAUCCAUGGCGACUUCUACUGGCGGGGAUGAAGCGUGCUUGCCCAUACGUGGGUCCCAGCCCCUGGCUCUCUGCUCAUCCGUGCAGGAGGGCUUUUAAACCCUAAGACUGGAGCAGGCUUACCUGGGAGCUGGCGCUCUCUGCCUCUUGGCACGGACAAAGAGAUGCCCAGUAUCUGGUAAGCCCGGCGACUUCCGGUGGGUGCCCAGAUGGGCCACGGAGACAGCUGCUUGGCAAGUGGGAGUCCACCUGUUUCGUUCAAGCUGAAUGUCACUGUAUUACGGGGAACCUUUUCUCUGCCUGGGAGUAAUCAUUCCUGGGUGUCUGCCUUAGUUUUGUGCUUCUGGAGGCUAUUGGGAACAGGGUUUGGGCUUCAAGGAGCCGGGGGAGGACCUAGUGCUUGGGGGUUGGAUGACCCACAUCCAUAGGAAUUGGGCCAGCUUGGAGGUGGGAUGCUGCACUAAUCUCACAGCUUCAGCUUGGGCUCUGGGUCACGAUGGGCAGCAGCUGAACCCAACAGUGAGGUUUCUCAGUACAAUGUGCUACUGGACUUUGGGCUGCCUCAUGCCACUCUAGGCGUGGAGAGGAGAAUUUUGAGGCGAGCAGCAUGUGCUCUGUGCAAUCGUAGUGGUGUCCAAGUUCCUGUGUGCCACAACCAUGUGCCUGACGACUGUGUGCAUGGAUUGGGGGAAGGGGGCCAUCUGCUCCACCUGCCUCUGUAAGCUGGCAGGAUCAUAACCCAAAGAGUGCACCGGUGGCCGAUAAGCCAAUUGGCCGGGUCGCCAUGAAAAAGACAGGAGCUCUGAGCCUGCAGCACCAACAGUCUUGGUGCGUAAUAGAACUCAACUCAUUCAGAUUCCUCAGUUGCUUAGAAGCAAGUUGUCCAGGCUUGGGGAAACAAAAUGGAACUGGCCUCAUAGCAAGCAUGUCCUUGAAGAUACCUCCUCCCUACAGUGCAGCGGAGCGUCUGUUGUAAAGGCUUUGGAUGUUGCCAUUCUUGCUGGUCCAUUUGGGGGCAGGUGGAGAAAGAGAGAGAGAGAGAGAGCAGCUGUAUUCUCUGAUGCUUUAUUCCCCUGCUGAUUAGUUUUGGAGUAUGUCGGUUGGGGCCAAUGGGUGCUCCUCCUCCUGCAGGCAACAGGCCAGCGGCUUAUGGCUCUUGAGCAGGUGUUGUCUUGAGCCUGCUCUCCGCGAGGAAUCAAGAAGUCUCGCCUGCUGUCAGCAGAAAGCCAGUCCAAGUGAUCCCUUUGAGCGCUACCAGCAGCAAGUCAGGCUCCCUGCUCCUUACCUAGUUGAGACAGAGUCAUGUUAGAGUCCAGACACCAGAGUACGUUCCACACCCUCUCUUGCAUUUGCUGGCUUUUCUAAGCACGAGGCUCCUCCUUUGGUGUGCCGAAUCAUGGCAGUAGCUGGAGGCCUUUUUAGAAGAGACUCUUCCUCCAAGCCCCUUCCUGCCAAUCGCCUGCUUGCUGUAGAAACCUUACUUUGCAGCACCACUGACACUGGCUGGCAGGCAAGUCUGCGUUAGUCUUUGCAGCAGCAGCCAGCAGGGCACCUGGCUCCUGGCCAAGGAGUUGGCAUUCUUCCCGUGGAUGCUGAACCCAGCCAUUCUAGUGCUGGGGGCUGGGGUUAGUCCACCGCAGGAGCCACUACAAUCUAUGCAGCAGAGCAGCAGUGUGCACUUUCAUCUCAUGUUGCAGCCCAAAUCAGCCACACAGCAGUGUGCCUAGGCCAGAGGAUGUGGACUGAAUCUGCACUAGUCACACUGAUACAGCCUCUCUAGUGUCCCAAGAGGCAGGCAGGCAGGCAGGCAGGCUCAGAAAGGAGGGAGCAAAGCAGCCUCAAAUGCACUUGGAAGAAGCAAGAUUCAGUUGGGGAGCUAUCUUUGAGGCCAGGAAUGCAAAUGCUCAUGUUCCUGUCUGACUGCCAGGGCUGGAGUGAGUGGUAGUUGCAAGUAUGUUUUGAUUCACAGCCUACCAACUCAAAAAAAAAACCCCACAAAACCCCCCACUACUUGUAGUAUAGAGAUUGUGGUUCUAGUAGCUGUCGCUACUGCUUUAUUCUGCAACCAGGCUGGAUGUCAUUCCUCACCUUAGCACAUUAAUCUUGCCAGAUCUGGAAGAUUGCGCCUACCUGUGCAAACAUUAUUUGCUGAUCUCUGACUUUCAAAAGAGGCUUUCAGGCACUAGCCCUAAACAUCCUCCACCCCGUGAAUCCCAGUCAACAGUGAUACUAAUGAAAUCAGCUCUCUUCAGAACUACCUAUAUCCAGGACAACUUCUGACGUGUCUGUGGGCCUUUGUGAAUUAUGGAUGUGCAAUGGGAGAAGAGGAAAAAGGGCCUGCCUCUAUAUCCCCAUAAUUCCCAAUAAUCCAUUUGCUUGCUGCUAGAUGUUUAUGGGCCUUUUGAUCCAAGUUGCUACCUAAAGGCACACAGAUGGCGGAUGGAGGUUGUUCAGCUCAUUGCAGCCGGUCAAGCAGAUAGCUCAUACCUGCUUUUCCUCCUGCUAGGAGAACAGGUGUGCUGAGCAUACAUGCAACAGGGCGAUCUCCAUCAGAUUCAACAGCAGAAACUACCAAUGGAGAUUCACAGCUGCAGCUUCCGCAUCAUCUGAUUCCCACCCAGUUUAUAAAGCAGUUUAUAAAGUUCCCAACUGCUUCAAGCUGCCAUGAUGGCUUAGCACUCAGGACCUCCAGGAUGACCCAGUCACACAAACACAUGAGCAGGUUGCAUAGUUGCAGGUAAUUUUGAGUGCAUCAGGGUCACAGACAGGUCUUGCCCUUUUACUUCUAAUGAGCAGACUAGCCCCUGCCUAGCUUCUUUCUGCAGCACAGCAGAGUGUGUUCAGUGUCGGCAGGGGGCAGGGAGUGCGAACAGGAACUUAGCCACUUUGUGCUCCUUAUUAAAGUGCAAUCUGAAUCAGCCCUUCUGUACAAGUAGGCUCUUUCUCCAAAAAUAAUAAUAAUUUUUUUAAAAGCCCUGUUGCCCAAGCCAGCAAAAUUUCUCCUCACGUCACUGAUGGGAGGAACACAGGUGCCAAACUUUUUGCUUUGCUCCUGUAGCAAAAUGCUGCCCGGGAGAAAGAUUUUUGCACAAAGCACCUGUUAGUUUUGAACUGCACCAGAUAGGCAGCAUCUUGAAGAUGCAGGUGACAAAGGGGAUCUUUUCUCCCCUUGCUGGAGGUCUCACAGCCAGUCCCCACCUCACCCCCAGAGAGCAGCGCAUCUCAAAAAGCACCUUAAUUACUAUACCUGCCUCUUCUGCAGUUUUCAGUUUCACAGCAUCAGCUCACAUAUUAUGACCAGUUUCUACAAAAUGCCAUUUCUGGUUUUACAUCAAAUAAGCGGCUCAGUUGCCAGCGUAGUGAAUGCACCCACACACCUCAGAAAGCUAGGUGUGCCCAGCAGUGAGGAAGGGUUUAUGUCAUAGCCCAACAGGGGAUGAGCUAUAAGGACAGGCAGUAAUCAAGGUUCAAGAAAUGGACUCCUCUGCUCUAAUGUUGCCCCCAUCCCUGCUCUCUGAAAUGUGUGCAGAUUGGCAUUUCUUUUAGCUUUAGGAAAGCCCUAUGGUAAGAAAAUGGAACAUUGUUUGCAAACAAGAAGGAAAAAAAAAGCCUUGCUUCUGUGAGCUAGCUAUUCCCUCGAACUGUGCAGAAUGCUGGAGCCACCAAUCACGCAGGACUCAACAUAAAUGAGCUUACCUUUUUAUUCAGUUGCUGCCUUACACAAUGACAAAAACCCUUUCCCCCUCUGAACCAAGAUCCCCUCUAUUCAACAAGCAGAUUGGCUGCAGAGCAGCUAAGGAUAGGUAUCAACAGGUUCAUGGCAGUCUGCUUGCUCCAGACUGUAGAAAUACGUGGUAACUGAGAACAUAACCCUCAGUUUUAAAAAGAAACCAGUCCUCUCUGUUCCCUCUCUGUGAUAGUAAGCAAACAGGUUUGGUUACUUCCUGCUCUUGAGAAAGUAAUCACUUCUGGUUUGUAACUGAAUAUUAGAUAUUCUAGUUUUAAACAGGAAAAAAAAAUCUGUGCUUUUAUAUGUAAUUACUAAUUCUUGUUCUAUAAACCACCUAAAUAUUGUGAGAUUGGUGAAGAUAAAUUACUUGAUAUUUUUGGGUUUUUCAACCAUCAUGGCCUUAUUUGUUCAAUUUUUCCAGUGUUUUAAACCUGUGAUAUAGAUGUUUAUUGCAAAAUCUACAUAUUGUAUAAAAUAUAUAUUUUGUGUCAAUCUUUUGUGCGGCAGCAGCAGCUUUAGCUGCACUAUAGACUUCAAGUGGUUUGAAGAGCUUUGUAGGUGUCCUGGGUCCAUGAAAUGGGCAGUGCCUGUGGUCAGAUGAUGUACGUGUGUGUAGUCUAGAGUGCAAAAGCUGUUUUCUACCUUUUGUAGUUCUUUCUUAAGAAAUAAAUUCAGCCGUGUUCUUUGCCUAG
Messenger RNA from Hemicordylus capensis (graceful crag lizard), 8237 nucleotides. RefSeq names its product regulatory factor X1 (gene RFX1). The transcript has 22 exons. Gene Ontology annotation, molecular function: RNA polymerase II cis-regulatory region sequence-specific DNA binding; DNA-binding transcription factor activity, RNA polymerase II-specific. The record is from RefSeq and is a predicted model, not a curated record. NCBI's taxonomy places the organism in Eukaryota, Metazoa, Chordata, Lepidosauria, Squamata, Cordylidae. Bases 256 to 3477 code for a protein of 1073 amino acids. Gene Ontology annotation, biological process: regulation of transcription by RNA polymerase II. Gene Ontology annotation, cellular component: nucleus.